Molecule: messenger RNA, 534 nt
Organism: Brugia malayi
Lineage: Eukaryota; Metazoa; Nematoda; Chromadorea; Rhabditida; Onchocercidae
Product: small heat shock protein - nematode, putative
Exons: 2
Coding region: 1-534 (177 amino acids)
Biological process (GO): response to heat; protein refolding
Molecular function (GO): protein folding chaperone
Source: RefSeq, a predicted model, not a curated record
AUGUCAGUUUUCCGUUAUAAUCCUCGAGAUUACUUCUAUACUUCACCGAUGGAACGUUUCAUAGUGAAUCUUCUUGAUAAUACAUUCGAUGACCGUUAUCGACCACUGCAAAGUGUUGCGCCAUAUUGGCUAAACCAACCAGUACUGAACGAAUGCAAUAUCGGAAAUGCGCUCGGAGAGGUAAUAAAUGAAAAGGAUAAGUUUGCAAUUCAAGUUGAUGUUUCUCAUUUCCAUCCGAAGGAACUUUCGGUAUCGGUUCGAGAUCGUGAACUAAGUAUUGAGGGUCAUCACAAGGAACGUAACGAUCAAUCAGGACAUGGCAGUAUUGAACGUCACUUCGUUCGAAAAUACGUCAUGCCAGAAGAAGUGCAAACUGACACUAUCGAAUCGCAUUUGUCCGAUAAAGGAGUGCUGACAAUCUGCGCCACCAAAACAAUGAUCGGUUUACCUGCAGCACGAAACAUUCCUAUUCGAGCAUCUCCAAAGGAACCGGAAGCAAGUGAGAAAUCGGCGUCAAACGGUACAGGGCAGUGA